AUGGUCGAUCUUUCCAAGCCUCACCGCAUCAUCGGUGAGGCUGCCAGGAGCUUUGAAUCACUAUUGUCUCCCAGUGAUGCACGUUUAUUCGAGAAGACUACGCUCGCCGAUGUGCAGGAAGCUGCCUUGACCAUCCAGCGUGCGCAGGCAGACAGAAAAUCCCUUCGAAACAUCGCACGACUAGCUGGAUUGUUUAUAGCGUUGCCAGCAUUCGCUGCAGUUCUCCAACCCCUUUGCCCAGAACCUGCAUGCCUCAACUUUCUAUGGGCACCAAUCGGUUUAUCCUUGCAUGUGAGUCUCAUACUAAACGAAUCCACGAACUGUGAGAUUGCAGACGGCUAUGCCUCUGCCUUGGAUCAACUCAUCUAUGCGUACCAACAAAUCGCAGAACACCUUCCCCUCUUCGACCGUCUGACCCCUCUGCUUCUCCAGGAUGAAGGUACACAGUCAAUGAUCGCUCACGUCUAUGGUGAUAUACUGGAGUUUCAUUAUUGCGCUUAUCGACUGCUGCGUCAAAACUCCUGGAAAGUACUAUUCGAUGCCACCUGGAAGAAUUUCGCACUUCGUUUCAAUGGGAUCCUUGAGAGGCUUGGCAAGAGCAGAGACGUCCUUGCUGCAGGAGUAGACAGCAUUGCCGUCCUGGCAGACGAAACUUUUCGUCAGGAGGUUCUUGAUCGGAUGACCCGGUUGGAAACUGAAAGGGACACCUUGCAACUACGAAAUGUUCUCACUUGGCUGAAUGGAACACGGCUGGAUGAGGAUCAAGAAUCAGUACUGCAAAACCGUUCAAUUGCCCGCCAGCAAGGGACGUGUGAAUGGAUUUUGGAAAAUCCUAAUUUGCGAUCAUGGCUGGAUCCCGAAGACAAUCGACCCCUUCUUUUGCUGCACGGAAAACCGGGCUCAGGGAAGACGACCAUUGCCGCCUUUCUGAUAGAGAACGGUCCCUGGCCAGCCAAUAGUACCCUCCUCUACUUUCUCUGCCCUGAUGAAUCCCCGCGUCCUGGAUUCAGUGCAGACAGCCAGAUAUUGCAAUGUUUGAUUGCACAACUCCUCACCAAGAAUCGGGCCCUCGUUCCAUAUCUUCACGAUAGACUUACUUCAUCAUCUCAGAGCAUGAUGACUCUGCUCUCGGAGCUGCUACGAGCUACUGGGUCUGCGUUCCUGAUCAUCGACGGGCUUGAUCAGUGUGAACCGGAGAGUCACGCCUCUAUCCUGGCAAAACUGGCUGGUCUCUGGUCAUUGAAGGAAAGCAGCAGUCCAGACCGUGCUCUGGUUAAAGUUCUCGUUUGUUCAAGAUCGACGGUGGAAAUCUACUCAAAGUUGGGGAAAUUCCCCGGAAUCUCUUUGUCCGACGAGACAAAGUCGAUAUCGGAAGAUAUUGCCAUUUUUGUAAAGAAAACCCUUGCUCCCUUGCAUGACUUGGACUGUGCAGAUGUGGUAGAGGAGAUGGAGCAGAUGGUGGUCGCGCAAGCUGACGGAGUGUUUCUGUGGGCGAAGCUUGCUGUUGCCCAAUUGCUCAGCCAGCAUACUGUAAAGGGUUUGCACGCUGCGUGGGCCAAACUGCCGCCUGGGCUUUCGGAAUUAUAUACCGUUAUUCUCCAUCGACUUCAGGACUGCGAUGAGCAACAAAAGCGACACAUCAAUCAUGUUCUUGGGUUGCUGGUUGUUGCAUAUCGACCUCUAAAAGUCUGGGAGGUUUGUGAUGCGAUGCUAUUGCAGGAUGGCCAGUUGCCACUCAACAGCGAGACAAACCUCCUGCACGACAUCAUCGACAUGUGCAAACCCUUUGUUGAGAAAGGGAAUCAUCAGACUAUCAGACUGGUGCAUGGGUCUGCCAAAGACUACCUGUUGACCGAGUUGAACGGUUCCUGUAUACAGCUCCAGCAAGCACACAUCAAUAUUACACAAGCUUGCAUACGAUGUUUGACAACUUGUCAUCCAUUCACCAAAAGCGAAAUAUCACCAGAAUCUCAGAAGCAGAUCGUGAAAGGAGAUUACGAUUUUGUUUUCUACGCGUAUGAGUACUGGAUUUAUCACCUAAGAGAGUCGUUCCGGAGUCACACGUCGGCAGCUUCGAAGGAUCUCGCUGAUGUUAGGAAAACAAUAUGUCACAUGGUGUUUGAUAUGCUGAAGGCCAUGAACCAAUCUCGGCUGGACAAGGCAUUCCUUGACAACGUCGAGGCCCUAAAGGACAGACUCAAUACCCGGGGAUCAAAUCUCGAGGAUAUUCUUAGACCGAUUCUACGUCCACUUGCUAACCAAACGUUAUUCCUUCCACGUGGAUUCGAUCCGGUCCCACACCCAGGUAGUCAGCGGAGCUCAAGCAUCCUCGACAUCGCGUUCACCAACUUCCAGAACGCCUUCGAGGAACUAUACGAAGCUGGUUCCUCCUUUGAUCCCUCCAGAUUAGGUAUCGCAGUCACGGAUCUGGACAGUUUCAAGACACGUUACAGCCCUACUCCGUAUCUAUGUCGCUACUGUGAGUGCGAUGCGGGCGCUGUUGGUUUCACGAGCGCUCCGGAGCGUGAAGAGCACGAGCUAUUCCACCGAGGAUUUUUCGGCUGUACUGAGCCUGCAUGCGAUUUCCGUGUCCUUAAAUUUGCUUCUUGGAUUGAUUUACGAAGGCAUGUGGAGAACUACCACGGCGACAAAGAUGCACCAUCACAGACAUCUCACGCGAAAGGCAAACGACCGAGACACGGAAGUUUGCUGCCUCUAUCCACCACUAAAGGCAAGGCUGGCGAGCUCAGGACGAGAGAUCCUACACAUGAGUUGCUACGUGAAUCUGAGGUCGGCACACUGGCUCGGAUCUUUCGAAGCUGUGUCAGACUACUCAAGUCGAUGGUAACCAUCCUACGGGAAUCCCAAGCUCCUCCUCACCUGCUGGAAGGAAAAUUGAUGCGGGCUUUGAAUACACUUCAGCUCUGGGGAAAUGCUUAUCAAGUCGACGAGGGAUACCUGGAUAAACUAUUAUGCAAAUCAACGGAGCUGCGAACCACUACAGCAACGCUGCUGGCCGGAAUUGGAAGCAUAUUAUCCUCUCGAUUGCUAGGGUCUCUGUUUCAGACUGAGAAGAAUCGAUUAGCCGCUAUUGAAAGCAGCAGAAUCCAGAGUGCGUUAGACGAUGCGCGCCACAUCGCAGAGGAUUAUCAGUGGUUACAUGACGACGAUGAAUUAGCGGACGAACGUGCGAAUGCCGGAGGCGAUUCUAACAGUCCACGAGCAGAAGAGGUUGAAGCUGUCGCUGAUGGCCUCUGUGACUACUCUCUCGAGUUGAUGCAGAUGAACGAUCUUUUCGACUCGCCAUUUCUUCACGAGAAAGUCUCCAACAAGACGUCUGCUUUGCCACUUGCAGAAAGUACCAAGUCCUUGCUGCGUCACUCUGAUGCUACCACAGGCACCAUAUUAAAAGCCCCAUCAGUCCUUGAGGCCAGUCCUCCAUUGAGCUCUAGUGUUGAAGUCAUAAAGUCCUCAGAGACUCUCAAUAUAGGCCGUGUACAGAAAGAAGGACGAUCAGCACUACAUGACCUAAAAGGACCGCAAAAGAUUCUUUCGUUUACCAGCUACUGCUAUGGCAUGAUUUCUGGCAAGGUUCUGGUUCUAUCUGGUUCACCUCUCUCAGUAUCAGACUUGGUUUUCGUUCCGCCGGACAGACUUUACCAGACUCCAGAGGGCGAUCAGUGGGCAAGCUUCGAAGAGCAAGUCGCUAAUGUUUGCGCUUCUCUGGUGGAGUAUCACGGAGUCAGCCUCCAGAUCUCUGUCAGGAAUGAUAAUGGAAAGGAUGGUUCAUCAGAGAAGACAUCCACUCCAAAGAAAACCCCAAGGCACCAAAAGGAUAUCAUCGCCAACAUCAUCAUCUAUGGGCCUCCAGCACUCUGCGAAUCAGUUGGAGACUACCUGUCCGCUGCCGGGUUCUUCCUACAACAUCCAACGCAUUGUAAUCAAGAUGUGCAGUAUUUGAACCCUCACGUCCUUGGUUUCGGCGAGGACAACCUUCAGUUCACGUCUGAGCUCUUCCCGGGUGAACCGCAAGACGAAACAGAACUUGACAAAAACCCUCUUUCGAACUUCUAG
Messenger RNA from Fonsecaea pedrosoi CBS 271.37, 4074 nucleotides. RefSeq lists its product as uncharacterized. Lineage: Eukaryota; Fungi; Ascomycota; Eurotiomycetes; Chaetothyriales; Herpotrichiellaceae. The record is from RefSeq and is a predicted model, not a curated record. Bases 1 to 4074 code for a protein of 1357 amino acids. Gene Ontology annotation, molecular function: ATP hydrolysis activity. The transcript is spliced from 10 exons.